UCCUCCAUACGUUUGGGUUAGCACCCCAACACGUUAUGCCAAAAACUAACAUUUGUCAGGACCGAAAAUCAAGAAAUUACGUCCAUUGUCAGUGCCGAAGGUCUUUGUAUGGACCAACUUACCCUUCCCUUUUCACCAUUAUAUAAUGCACUUUACAUGGGUAUUAGUGUCUUUCUCUUCUUGUUUGAGUUCAACGCUUAUGGCGACUCUGAAACACCAGAAUAAGGGGAGAAUUAAAAAAGAAAUAAACCUCAGUUUCAGAACAAAACUAUAUAUUAUACACAACAAGAUUCUAUCCAGAUCCAGAUAACCAUAACCGUAUCUACAGUGGAUAAUAUACUAUGUAUAUUUGAAUAUUGAUUUCCUUUGAUUGGGUUUCUCCUAUCCACACAACAGUUCAGUCAGAUUACUUCUAAGACAAGGUAAGCUUGAUCACACGUUUAUGGGUAAUAAUUCUGAAGAUGAUGAUUCAUUCACUAGGCCUCUUCAAAGAAGUUCUGUCUUUUACUAUGGUGUGGGGCACAUGCUCAAUGACAUCACUGCUUCCUGUUGGUUUACUUAUCUCUUAAUCUUUUUGACAGACAUUGGACUCUCUCCACGUGAUGCAGCUAUUGUUAUGCUUUCUGGUCAGAUUGCUGAUGGAUUUGCAACCAUAUUUACUGGUGAACUGAUAGACAGAUUUGGACAUUUCAAAAUAUGGCAUGGUGCAGGAUCUGUCUUGGUUGCUAUAUCUUUUUCUUCAGUGUUUGGUGGUUGCUUACCUUGCAAAAUUUUUUCUAACACUUCAUCAGCAUUGGAAACUGUUAGUUAUAGCACAUUUGCAGCUAUUUUUAAUGUUGGUUGGGCUGCUACCCAAGUUUCGCACAUGUCUAUGGUGAAUUGCAUCACACUGAAUUCAACAAGCAGAGUGGUGUUGGCUAGUUGUCGCAAUGCUUUUACAAUGGUUGCCAACCUCAGCUUGUAUGCAGUUGCUUUUGUAGUCUUUAAUGUCACAAUAGCGAAAACGCAUGCUAAUAUCGAAAAUCAGUAUCGCUGGAUCGCAUAUGUGUCCAUUUUUAUUGGGUGCUGCUUCGUGGUUGUAUUUCAACUCGGAACUAAAGAGCCAAGAUUAAAGAUAGGUGUACAAGGAAGCAGGCAUGAAAGAAUAGCAUGGUCUUACUGGUUCAAGAGAGUUUUAUAUUAUCAAGUUGCUGUUGUUUAUGUGCUGACCAGACUGGUAGUCAAUGUUUCACAGGCAUAUCUUGCAUUUUUUGUGAUUAAUGAUCUGCGGAUGGCCCAAUCGGCUAAAGCAUUGGUUCCGGCAAUCAUCUACAUUAGUAGCUUCAUUGUAUCUGUCAGUCUACAGGAAGUUCUAUGGACCGGUCAACGUCUGAAGGCCUACUUCUCUGCUGGAGGGAUUAUUUGGGUAUUUUGUGGUGCAGUGGUUCUUAUUUUGCCUAGUAGCUUGAAUGGUUUCGUAUACAUUCUAUCAAUAUUUAUGGGCAUCGCGAAUGCUUUGAUGAUGGUAACCGGUGUAAGCAUGCAAAGUGUUCUUAUUGAUACAGAUCUCAAUGGCUGUGCAUUUGUUUGUGGCUCGUUGAGCUUCUUGGACAAAAUGUCAUGUGGAAUUGCUUUAUUUGUUCUUCAGUCAAAUCAAAACAUCGAAAGAGAUAUCUCUUCACCCAUGCAGGCAACCAAUUUGAGUCCCAUGUAUAUUUCAGUUACAAGAUUAGGCUUGGGUCUUGUUCCGGCCAUUUGCGCACUUGUGGCUGUAGCAGUAACAUAUACCAUGAAACUUCAACACCGUAUAUCAAAACCCUUAGUGGAACCAUUAUUAGGAUGAAGAACCAGCUUGAUUCAUGAAACUGCAAUUCGAUCGAUGUUUCAAAGAAAGAUCGUUUCUUCGGAAAUAGGCAAACCAACAGCUUUGUUCAUGGGCACAUCAAAUACGUCCGACUGUGAUCAGGUUUUACAAAUUCUCAAAACUUACUCCUGAUUCUUUAUUGUUACUUAACAAUUACAGGACCUUCUCUCUUACUCAAUUUGUACAGAAAAUGUUUUACGUAUAUAUUAUCCAUAGAAAGAAUUGAUUAGAACUCUGUACUCUGUAAUGGCAUCAAUUUAAUUUUUUUUUCUUA
This is a messenger RNA of Humulus lupulus (European hop), 2117 nucleotides long. RefSeq lists its product as uncharacterized. The record is from RefSeq and is a predicted model, not a curated record. Gene Ontology annotation, cellular component: membrane. Gene Ontology annotation, biological process: carbohydrate transport. NCBI's taxonomy places the organism in Eukaryota, Viridiplantae, Streptophyta, Magnoliopsida, Rosales, Cannabaceae. The transcript has 13 exons. Gene Ontology annotation, molecular function: symporter activity. Bases 443 to 1822 code for a protein of 459 amino acids.